Racocetra persica is the source of this 207-nucleotide messenger RNA. The record is from the annotation of a GenBank genome assembly. NCBI's taxonomy places the organism in Eukaryota, Fungi, Glomeromycota, Glomeromycetes, Diversisporales, Gigasporaceae.
ACAGACAAUGUAGAAAUAUUCCAGAAAACGCCAGAGGAAGAAAUGAUCGAGAUUAAAAAAAUGGUUGAUUUAUUUUUAAACCAAAAUUCAAUAGUAUCUAUGAAUGAAAAUAAAGAAUUAAACCGCUCAGAAACGUUUGAUAAAAAGGGUUCUAAUAUUUUACUUUCAUUAAGCGACAUAGAUGAGCUUGAAAAAAAAAUUAUAUAA